UUAUGGUGAUUUACAAAAUGCACAACUAAUUUUUUCAAAAAGUCAUUUUACAGAAAGCCUUUGCAAAAAUGACGAUUUUGAAAAAUAUACUGUUUAUCUUGGUGAAUCUGUUGAUUCAUUAGUAGUGUUGACAUGUCCAGAGGACAGCAAUAUAACCGAGUGGAAAUCAAGAAUAAAGUUGGUUGCUGCACAUGGAAGUUUCUCUCAGGCAGAAAAGGACUCACUUCAGCCAAAGACGGACAUCAAAUCAUUAAGCACACCAAAUGACAACAUCUGUGAUGACUUUAUACCAUGCCAAGUUACGUCUACAUACAAUAAAUCAAUUUUUAAAAGAGACUUCGUACCCUCAAUUUCUCAACAGAACACUAAUUCAUUUUUCCAAGAUGAGAAGACGUUUGUGUUUCCUGUUAAAUCGGUCCUUACCAACAUUAUGGGUCAGUGCAAGAAGGUCAAACUGAUUGUCACUGUCUGGCUGUGCAUCUCGCCAAAGAAGAUCUGUCGAGAACAGGAAGCGAAAAAGGAUUUCCAAGUUAGCCAUCUGGUGCAGCUUCGCAAGAAGAUUGUCCAACAAAAAACAUUGACAAAAGAACUGACUGUCAUCAAUCCCCCAGCACUUGCAGUCCGACACGUCACGGCCGGUGACAAACAGUUGCUGCUGUGCCAAGUGCACAAUAGCACAAGCUACACGUUACAGCUUCAUGGCGUCUGCAUUCUGCCGAACCGGGGGGCAGGAAACGCAGGAGAUGUAGAUGGGAGACUUGGAACAACCAAUGAAAAAUGUGAAUGCAGCCCGGUGGUUCCUCUCUCCCAGAUCUCCUACCCAGUUCAUCUGCUGAGCGGUGAAAAGCUGUCCUGUGUGUUCCAUCUUACAGCACCCUAUGUGGAGGCAGAUGCAGUUCCUGUGGAUCUUUUAUUGAAGGCACAUCUAAACUGGAGUCAGAAAAAAGAUAUUGAAGUGGUGACCCUCUAUAGUUUGCCGACACUGAAAGUGAGACGAGCACCAUUUACAGUUUCUGUUGUCUGCAAAGAGGAACCAAAUAUUGGAGAAAAGUAA
Messenger RNA from Gigantopelta aegis, 1054 nucleotides. RefSeq lists its product as uncharacterized. The record is from RefSeq and is a predicted model, not a curated record. Gene Ontology annotation, cellular component: TRAPPII protein complex. NCBI's taxonomy places the organism in Eukaryota, Metazoa, Mollusca, Gastropoda, Neomphalida, Peltospiridae. Gene Ontology annotation, biological process: cilium assembly. Bases 431 to 1054 code for a protein of 207 amino acids. The transcript is spliced from 7 exons. Gene Ontology annotation, molecular function: alpha-tubulin binding.